Messenger RNA from Diorhabda carinulata, 517 nucleotides. RefSeq names its product transcription elongation factor 1 homolog. The transcript has 2 exons. Gene Ontology annotation, cellular component: transcription elongation factor complex. Gene Ontology annotation, biological process: transcription elongation by RNA polymerase II. Lineage: Eukaryota; Metazoa; Arthropoda; Insecta; Coleoptera; Chrysomelidae. The record is from RefSeq and is a predicted model, not a curated record. Bases 78 to 326 code for a protein of 82 amino acids. Gene Ontology annotation, molecular function: RNA polymerase II complex binding.
UGUUGUAAACAGUUUGAUGUAUUUACUUUUUGACAGCCAAAUAAAGAGAAUAUUAGUUUUGUUCAUUUAAUAUUGAAAUGGGUCGUAGGAAGUCAAAAAGGAAACCUCCAGCGAAAAGAAAAGCCAUUGAACCUUUGGAUAUACUUUUUAAUUGCCCAUUCUGUAACCACGAAAAAUCCUGUGAUGUGAAAAUGGAUAAAGGGCGAAGUACGGCGAGAAUAACAUGUAGAGUAUGUUUGGAAGAUUUCCAGACAACUAUAAAUUUCUUAUCAGAACCUGUUGAUGUGUAUAAUGAUUGGAUAGAUGCUUGUGAAAAUGCAAAUUAAAUUUUGUAUUGACACUCGAUAAUCUGAAUUAAAAUAUAAUGCAUGCAAUGAUGGAAAUAUCAACAUUAAUUCUUGCUAAAAAAAAUAACAUUGUAUAAUAAUUCUUUGAAAAGUUUAAAACAAUGUAUAGGAAAUUAAAUAUUAAGAUGUUUGUUUCAUUUUAUAAACACUUUAUUAUUUAAAAUUAGGUU